Acanthaster planci (crown-of-thorns starfish) is the source of this 2342-nucleotide messenger RNA. RefSeq names its product flavin reductase (NADPH)-like. NCBI's taxonomy places the organism in Eukaryota, Metazoa, Echinodermata, Asteroidea, Valvatida, Acanthasteridae. The record is from RefSeq and is a predicted model, not a curated record.
UCAUUUCCAAGGGAAAAGAAACAUAUUUCCAUCAUCUACUGACCAUCUAGAUUGUAAUUUUCAUGAAAAGUAAAAAUGUUCCUCCAUUUCAAUAUCAUCAUUUUGACCUAGAGUUAAAGAAUUACUAAAAGUGGAAAAGGGUUAAUCCUGGCAUUUGACACAAAGAAUUGGAGGAAAAACAAAUUUACCCCAAAAUCACAAGAUUGGAGGCUGGACCUACAUAUUUUUUAACAUGAGCAAAAUAUAUUCAUUUUCUCUGAAUCAGAUUUUUUUUCAUUUUAUGGCUAAACGAAACAGAAUACCAAACCAUAGAAGAUGUAAGGUUUUCACCCAAGAUUUCCUAUCGAAAUGAUGUUAAAUCCUGCCAAAGAUUAAUUUUUCCUAAAACGUUGAACUAUUAGUACUAAGUGUUUCUUCAAAAUCAAAAGACUGAUAUAAACUCAAAAGGUUAACCCUUCCCGAGAAAUUUUUGAGAAUUCAUAGUUUCUCUAUUUUCAUAAGGUUAACCUCUUUGAGAUAAAAGCUUUUGGUCACAGAAAACAUUUUCUUAACAUCUACUGUUUCCUCCAAUGCCCAGGAUAGGAAGCGCGAAGAUUUCGAAGUGCGCCCUCAAUAGGCGAAUGUAUGCAGAUAAAGACAUACAUUUGCACACGCACAAUUAACAAGGCAACAGUACUCAGAUUGAGCUAAAAAGUGGGCAGAUGAAGAAACUUGCUGUUCUGGGCGCUACGGGGAAAACUGGACAACAGGUAUUGAAGCUGGCAUUAGAGGAGGGAUUUGAAGUGAUUGCUUUAUGCAGAAACCCUUUACGACUGGAAUUGAUUCAUGGGCAUUUGCAGGCAGUGCAAGCUGAUGUGUUCUCUGUGGAUUCCCUGAAGUCUCACUUUACUGGUAGCGAGGCCGUUUUGUCUUGUCUCGGCAGGUCAGUCUCGUAUACCAGACGAGAGUCAACAUUCUACUGUGAUACAAUGAAAGUUAUCACUCAGGCUAUGAGGGAGGCUGGAGUCAGACGACUUGUAUGUAUGACCUCAUGGAUGACUGAUUAUGGGCUGAGUGAACCUGGACCAUUCUUCACCGAGUGGAUAUUAAAAUCAUUCAUGCGACUCACGAUAGGGAGAAUCUUAGAUGAUAUGAAACAAAUGGAGAGAUAUCUCAUUGACAAGUGUCAGGAUAUCAACUACACCAUUGUCAGACCUCCAGGCUUAACGAACGGACCAUUGAGUGGCAGACCUGUGGAAUGUGAGGUGGGGCAAUAUGUCUACUCAGUCAGCAUCAGUCGGAUCUUGAUGUCUCGUGCUGAUGUGGCCAACUUUAUGCUUUCCACUCUCAAGUCCUUUGAUUUUGACCAGAAAACAGUUGCCAUAGCUGUAAAGUGAGAAACACCGGCUGGAAAGUUUACCACACGAUAAAUGGUAAACCAUUUAUUCUUCAUUUUCUUCAACAAUUUCUUUUUGAGCAUGGACUUGAUGCAAAUCCCAAGUGAUGCAGACUGUUACCCAAAUACAACCCAAAGAUCUUUUGGUACAUGUAUUUUCAUCUCAUUGCCUUGUGCAGAGAAUUUAUGUCACUCAAUGACAUAGUGCCAGCCAUUGUUCUUACAAAACAAUUAUUCCUAUUGGCUCUGAAAGUUUUUAUUUUUCUUUAUUUUAAUUUCAGCCCCACACCCUAAUCCACCCUGUACCUAGUGCUUUCUAAAGUCCGAAGACUUAUCUCUUCACAAUUCUAUAUUAAGAAUGGAGGAUUGAGGACUGUUAGGGUUAAGAAAACUAAGGGUGGGAGACAAUGUGCAUGCACAUCACAUCACACCUCUUCUAAAAUUCCAGGGACAUGAACAUUUUAAUUAAGUGUUGAAAUAUACAUGCAGAUCAAAACACUUGACGCACAUGCAUGCAACCUGUGUUCAAUGAAAGGGAUUUUCAUUUACAUGUAUAUCUUAAUGUAAAACACUAAUGUACUCAGGGAUUGGAAACAUGAAAGUUGGUACUGGAGAUAAUUUCAGAGGUUUCUAAAAUUCCAUCAGGGUAAAUUAAAUCUUUGAACACAUCUCCAACCUCUUGCCUACUGUUUUGUAGCAAUUAAAAUAUGCAUGAUCGUUGAAUAUUUGUGUUCUUCAGAAAUCGUUUAACUGUAUAUUUAAAUAGAACAAGUAAUGUACAAUAAACUGCACUUAGUAUUUUACUUCACAAAAAUAUCUGCCUGUCUAAAAGAAAUUUUUUUCUUAAAGAACAGCAGUGAUGUACAUCACAAAGGGUACAUUUAAGUACAUGUGAUUCAUCAUUCCAUUUAUACUGUAAAGCACACUUUUGUAAUAGUUGAUAUGCAAAAUACAACAAAAGAGAAUA